AUGUUGCUCAAGCCCGCGACGCCCCUCACCAUAUUGCUGCUGAUCGCCUUUGCGCUUUUGCUACUCUCAUGUCUUUCAACACCUAUUGUUAGGGGAAUUCCUCUAGCAACUUUCAAAGAUGUGGAUUAUGGUGUCUUUGGAUAUUGUAAGGGUGAUACCUGUACCAAUAUCCAUGUGGGCUACACGAGCAAUGAUAUCAGUAACACAGGUGAUGAUUUCAAUCUGCCUUCCGGUACUCGAAAGUCACUCUCCUCGAUCCUCAUCGUCCAUCCCGUCGCCGCCUUCCUGACCCUCAUUUGCCUCUGCCUGGCUAUCGCGGCCCACUUCCAUGCGCCCUCCCACUCGCCGCGCUUCCUGUUGGCACUUCUCAUCUUGUUGCUACCAACAUUACUCGUGACUCUCCUCGCAUUCCUCGUCGAUAUCUUGCUAUUUGUGCCACAUCUAGGAUGGGGUGGUUGGAUUGUCCUGGCUGCGACCAUCAUCAUUACCUCUUGUGGAGUGGUCACCUGCGCCAUGCGCCGAACGCUCGUGAGUAGGAAGGCAAGGAAGCGUCGGAUCGCAGAAAAUGCGGAGAUGAGCGGGGAGAACUAUUACAACCGACAGAACGCCGCUGCGGCUGCCGUUCCGGCACCUGUUCCACCCCCUGUCGAGCCCAAGGAAGCCUUUGUGUCCAAUUCUCUCAACUCCGACUCGGGCCCAACGUUCGCAUCAUUCCCGACAGAGGCACGCGACAGCGAUGAUGAUCGAACACCUCUUAACACGCGGACGCCUAUGGGCGAUGUUCCAGCACCCCCGGACCAUCGCGGCAACGGCAUGCCCUAUCGCGCUCCGCAAGAUGAAUUUGGCAAUACCCCACCUCAGGGACCAGGUCCCUACGGUGCUGGUUCAAUGUCACGGAACCCCUCUGAUCCGCGGAUUCGACCCCAAUAUUCCGAUCACAGUAUGGGUUCUCGAAGAGGAGGAGCGCCACCUGGCUUCAAUGGACGCGGGCGAGGUGGAUAUCCACCCCGGGGUGGACGCGGGGGACCUUACAUGGGACCACCUCGCGGUCCCUCCCCUGGCUCCAGGGGUGGCUACAUGGGGCCAAUGCCAGGCCGUGGAGGUCGCGGUGGAGCGAUGCCACCUAGAGGACCACCCGGUGGCUAUGGCCCCGGUCCAGGUGGCCCCAAUCGUGGGUUUGACCCUUACGGUCGACCCUCGUCGCCUCCCACGGAUGACCCUUACAAUUAUGGGCCACCGGGUCAGAUGCGCCAGCCAUCUCCCGGGCCCAUUGGCAUGGCCAUGUCACCGGAGACGGUAGGCCAAGCCAUUGAGAUGACUCCGCAACAACGGCCGCAGUACGAUAUGCACGAUUCCACUCAGCCAAUGAGCAGUGUACCGCAAACGCUGUCAGCUGAAUACAAUAAUACCGCCCUCGAAAGUCCCACAAGCUUAUACAGCCGACCUGGCUCCUACGUUCCUCCUCGCUCAGGCUGGGGUGCAAAUGAUCCUCGUACCUCCCCACGACCACCGGCGCAACCCCUGCAAUCAAACAACGCCGGUGCUAAUUACUAUGAGGACGUGGAACCCCGUUUUGCUCGUCGACCAUCACCCCCCCGUGACUCUGGGAUCCCCUCCUCUCUGACACCUGGAGGUACUCACUUUUAA
Penicillium vulpinum is the source of this 1647-nucleotide messenger RNA. Its product is annotated as putative pH signal transduction protein PalI. The transcript is spliced from 4 exons. The coding region runs from base 1 to 1647 and encodes 548 amino acids. Gene Ontology annotation, cellular component: growing cell tip; plasma membrane; cell division site. The record is from RefSeq and is a predicted model, not a curated record. Lineage: Eukaryota; Fungi; Ascomycota; Eurotiomycetes; Eurotiales; Aspergillaceae.